Photinus pyralis (common eastern firefly) is the source of this 865-nucleotide messenger RNA. RefSeq lists its product as uncharacterized. The record is from RefSeq and is a predicted model, not a curated record. The transcript is spliced from 2 exons. NCBI's taxonomy places the organism in Eukaryota, Metazoa, Arthropoda, Insecta, Coleoptera, Lampyridae. The coding region runs from base 241 to 600 and encodes 119 amino acids.
GCAAACAAAGUGCUCAUGCGGGAAAAUUAACUUACCGAACUUGUUAGGUAAAUAACUAUUUAUGGCGAGAAUUAAACACUGCAGUAUUUUCUCCUAUUUGUUGUAUGUUGGUUAUUGGAUCUGUUCAUUAUAUUUUGGUCUUUCCAUCUUAAUAUCUAAACUAAAUUGUUUCACGGUAACUAAGGAAAACUAUAUUUAUGUUGACAAUUCGUUGCGCAUCACCUCGUCAUAAAAAAAUUAAUGGCGUUUGGAAAGCCUCCCGAUGUCAAAGCUUUAAAGGUGACUCCCACUGUUGAAGAUCAAUUAUGGAAAGCGAACGUCAGAUGUGAGGAGGUUGCUUCGGAGGCAUGGAAAACUAAAUGGGGUUGGAUUUUAACCGAAUAUGGGAAGCUUCACGAAAAAAUGACAGAAGCGUCUAAAAACUCGGUGACGUUGCGCGUUAUUGCAAAGAAAUUGGUUGAAAACAGAAGUACAAAGCCUGUUCCCGUUACUGAGUCGAAUAAAAUCGGCUGGCUGGCUUCGCGUUCUGAAUUUAAAUUAGAAAAAUAUGGACCCGAUGUAUACAAAGGCAUGCCAUUUAUUAGUCUAAGUGGAGUUUAAAUAAAACUCCUUCUCUCCGUUUUUCCAACUCGUAAACAAAUUCCCUGUACUUUUUAUUUCAUUUUCAAACAUUUACAUUCGAUAUGCGUAAGGUUUUAAAUUUUGAAGCGUACGCCGUACGUGUGCUUGACACUACUGAAAUGUCUCAUUUUACUAAAUCCACUAAACAUUUCACGUUAAACGGUUUCUCAUUUGUACUACGUUAACACUAGAAAUUAAGUAAUUUUUAAAUGCCAUUAAAGUGCUUUUGCACGUGUACCUGCCA